Conger conger (European conger) is the source of this 2866-nucleotide messenger RNA. RefSeq names its product oocyte zinc finger protein XlCOF6.1-like. Gene Ontology annotation, biological process: regulation of transcription by RNA polymerase II. Bases 540 to 1790 code for a protein of 416 amino acids. The transcript is spliced from 2 exons. The record is from RefSeq and is a predicted model, not a curated record. Gene Ontology annotation, molecular function: DNA-binding transcription factor activity, RNA polymerase II-specific; RNA polymerase II cis-regulatory region sequence-specific DNA binding. Lineage: Eukaryota; Metazoa; Chordata; Actinopteri; Anguilliformes; Congridae.
UGUCCGUCCAGUUCUGCCAAGCGAAAGUGGAUGCAUAGGGCUAUUUGUCGGUGUUCUUUAAUGCCAAUUGAAUGUUUAUUUUGAAUCAUACUAUGCCUUCGAGGAUAUGUGCUUAACAAGAAUUUGCUUUAUAUUAACGCAAUCAUCGCAUUAUCACUGUAUCUGGAUCGCUACAAACUGACACAGUUGACUGCUCAGGGAAGAAAGCGAAGAAAGCGGUGCUCGACAACGCUAUGCCUGUGUGAACAAGAGAACGGGAUUCUCGGAUGUUUUAACAGAGCAAGAAUAAUAAACGCCAUAACUCGAGUUCUCCCAGGCAAGCUUAAAUGAGCAGAGUUGACCACCAAAUGGACUUUUUCAAAAGCCAAAUCCUGUGUUUUAUUAAGGACCAAAUCAUUGGGCAGGGUAGAAGAGUUAUUUAGAGUAUAGGAAAGGCGCAUUCAAAUUCUGAGUAUUGCCAAUAAACUUUUAGGGAAGGAAGUGUAUCUGUAGGAUCUAACACAGAAAGCUGGGGUAAGUCUCUUUUCCGAUAAGACAAGAUGUCUGAAGAUCCUAUAGAAUGUUCUUUAGACACAGUGAGAGCAGAUCAGAUUAAAACCGAAAGAGAAGAUGAAGACUACUUCCUGGUGGAGCAACUCUCCAGCCAAAGUUGGGACUCGGCAGACGACGAACCUGACGAAUGUUUUGACACGGACGAGGAAGACUCUUACUCAAAGCUUUGUUCUGGCCAAAUAAAAAUUGAGACCGAUGAACCAGAACAUGCGGGAUCCGAGCAACAUUUUAUUGAAGAACCCGACGAAUGUACUGAUUCACCCAAGAGCACAACGGAGGGAAAAUCCCAGAGAAGAGAUCUCAGAGAGUUGGAGACUGAGCAGUCCAACGAACCUCAAAGUCAGGCUGGAAUCAAAUGGUCAUGCCUGCGAUGCAAUAUGACUUUCACUGAUGGAAACUACCUGAAGAUACAUGAGGAAGCUCACAAAUCUGGGAAACCGUACUCCUGUCCGGACUGUGGGAAGGGUUUCAAUCACAUAAGCAACAUGAGAAGACAUCAGCUCAUCCACAAAGAUGAAAAACCGCACUAUUGCGCAGACUGCGGAAAGGGUUUCAAUAGAUUAAGCAGCUUAAAAGUGCACAAGCUUAAUCACACCGGAGAGAAAUUAUUUACAUGCUCAGAGUGUGGAAAGAGUUACAGCAUACUGAAAUAUUUAAAACUACAUCAGCGGACGCAUUCUGGUGAGAGACCCUUCCCUUGCACGGAGUGUGGAAAGAGUUUUGGCCGCUUUAAUAACUUGAAAAGACAUCAGCUGAUUCACACUGGAGAGAAGCCCUUCUCUUGCCCGGACUGCGAGAAGAGUUUCAAUCAGUUAAGUAGCUUGAAAACCCACCGACUCAUUCACACAGGGGAGAGAAUGUUUCCCUGCACAGAGUGUGGCAAGCGCUUUACUCACUUAAGGAACUUGAAAGACCACCUUCAAAUCCACAAAGGAGAGAAGCCAUACUCAUGCACAGAGUGUGGGAAGUGCUUCAAUCGAUUGGAUAACUUCAAGUCGCACAAGCUAAUUCACACGGGCGAGAGACCGUUCUCUUGCACGGAAUGCGAAAAGAGUUUCAACAAGUUAAGUAGCUUGAAAAGGCAUCGCGUCACUCACACGGGGGAGAAAAUGUAUUCUUGUCCAGACUGCGAGAAGAGGUUCAGUCAGUUGAGUAGCCUAAAAAGACACUGCCUUAUUCAUAGGAGAGAAAUUGCAUUCUUGCACCGUGUGUGGGAAGAGCUACAAUCAGUUAAGUAAUGUGAAAGAAAUUCAACAAACACCUGGACAUCUACCCAAGUCUGCCUCUCCCUUAAGUUUGUAAUUCAGCAUUUCUAUAAUGCUAUUCAUAUGCCUUUGGUAGCAGUACAAAUAAGGUGUCCCCAAUUUCUAUGAACCCUUUGUGAUGUUUGGUGUUGUAAAUGGGGAGAGGCAGCAUGAAAGGACUCGAUAUGAUAACUGGAUUUAAUAGUGUUAAAGGUACAAUAGGUAAGAUUUUUGUGUUAAAGCAUUGUUACAAGACCAUUGUAGAUCCCUCCUGAUCAUUGAAACAAGCUCACUGACUUGUUGACUCACCCUCUGCCAGUGUUUAUCGUCCUGAAAUUCGUGUUUCAAAAUAUACAGUUGACAGACCGACACUCUGUACCAAAGCAUUGUAUAGCUGUACAAUAAUUUAAGCUCAUUGGUUGAGAAUUGGUUCUAAUUGCCACAGCCAAUGGCGUGGGAGUUUCAACGUCAGCGUUUUCACAGAGAAGGGGGAGGGAUAAACAGUGUUGUGGUUUGAGGGUGUUUGUGGCUGCAAUUCUUCUCUUGACCGUUAAAAGUCCAAAAUUCCCUAUUGUACCUUUAACAUAUUUGUAUGACAUUUACACUCAGUGACACCUUUUUUUAUUUUAUUGGACUUUCUUUUGUCUUAUUGGCCUUCUGCUGCUGCAGCCACUUUAAUGUUCGGCUUGUUGUUCAGAGAUGCUCCUCUGCAUACCACUGUUGUAACUCAUGGUUAUGUGAGUCAGUUUGAGCCAGUCUGGCCCUUCUCCUCUCUCAUUAAUGAGGCAUUAUUGUCCACAGAACUGCCGCAAAGCAAUCCCAGGAGAUCAGCAGUUUCUGAGAUACCCAGACCACCCCGUCUGGCACCAGUAAUCAUUCCACGGUCAAAGUCACUUGGAUCACAUUUCUUCCCAUUCUGAUGUUUGUUCUGAGCAACAACUAGACCUCAUGACCAUGUUUGCAUUACUUUUAUGCAUUGCGUUGCUGCCAGAUUAUUAGCAGAUUAGAUGUGUGCAUUAACUAGCUGGUGUACAGGUCUACCUAAUAAAGUGGUCACUGAUUGUACUUGA